Molecule: messenger RNA, 708 nt
Organism: Fusarium musae
Lineage: Eukaryota; Fungi; Ascomycota; Sordariomycetes; Hypocreales; Nectriaceae
Exons: 3
Coding region: 1-708 (235 amino acids)
Biological process (GO): respiratory electron transport chain
Source: RefSeq, a predicted model, not a curated record
AUGAGGCCAACAGCUCGUGUGUUUGCGCGCUACCUAGAGGCCGGUACUCCCACCGGUCUCACUGGUUUAUGGACUCAUGCCACACCCCGAUCGACCCUCCUCUACCUGUACGGCACAACCCUCAGCAAGCUCCAGAGCAUCCCCGAGAACUCCAUGUACCGUCAAUCCGUUGAGGCUGUCACCAAGCACCGAAUGUCUCUCGUUGAGCAGAUGAUCCCUCCAGGUUACAACGAGUGGGCGGUUCGCGCCAAGGAGCUCGUCAGCAAGAACUCCUCUCAGUUCCGAGUGGCCAGCGGCCGCGUUGACGGUAGCGAAGCUCAUACUGUUAAGCUAGGCGACAAGAUCUUUGUGGUGGGCCGAAAGCACGAGGCGGGCGAUAUCCGAGUCGAGGAGUGGAAUGGCGAGGAGGAUGAGGGCCCUGAGUACGAGGGAAUUCGAACACAAAAGGAGCGAGAGGACCAGGUUACCUGGGCAGAGCGCAAGCCUCUCGAGGAUCAUGAGAAGAUUGAGUGGGAAGACGAGCCUCAGAUGACUGCGGACCAGGUCCACGAGCUCGAGCAGAAGAUCGGAGCUGGCCUUAUCGAGGAGGUUAUUCAAGUCGCCGAGGGCGAGCUUAAGCUAGUUGAGACCAUGGAGAAGACCAAGGUCUGGGAGGAUCUCGAGGAGAAGCCUGCCCCUGGUCAGUGGACUUACUUUGACCGAACCUAA